This is a messenger RNA of Salvelinus sp. IW2-2015, 774 nucleotides long. RefSeq names its product ninjurin-1. NCBI's taxonomy places the organism in Eukaryota, Metazoa, Chordata, Actinopteri, Salmoniformes, Salmonidae. The record is from RefSeq and is a predicted model, not a curated record. Gene Ontology annotation, biological process: tissue regeneration; cell adhesion. Gene Ontology annotation, cellular component: membrane.
GUGGUAGGCACUCUUCUACAUCUCAGUCUUAAUUUCACACAGCGACAGACCUGGCGGACACUGGCAGCGAAACAGAGGCACGAACUCCCACAAUACUUUUGGAAUUUAACCCGCUUUAUUUCAAAUUCAAUAGUUAAGAGGCAAAUAUGGCGAUUGAAAGCAUGGAAAUGAACGGACAUGCCGACAGAGAGCGCGUAGAAGAGGAGCCGCGUCAAGGCCCCUGGAAUCGGAGGCAGGCAGGCCAGCCUAUAAACAUGAACCGGUAUGCUAAUAAGAAGAGCGCAGCAGAGAGCAUGCUGGACGUGGCGUUACUCAUGGCCAACGCCUCCCAGCUGAAGGCCGUCCUGGAGCAGGGUCCAGACUUCACCUUCUACACCCCCCUCAUCGCCUUCAUCUCCAUAUCCCUCAUCCUGCAGAUCACCGUGGGCAUCCUGCUGAUCUUCAUUGUGAAGUGGAACCUGAACGACGAGAGCACCCACUUCAAGCUGAACAUUAUGGAGAACAUCGCCACAGCCCUCAUCUUCAUCAUCGUUGUAGUCAACAUCUUUAUUACGGCCUUUGGUGUCCAAAAGCCCAAWCAAAACKCUUAACCGCCCUCACUCCUUACCCYCUGGUCAUCAAUUAUUAUAGUUMURAAKGCAUUAUACUGGUGUUAUAUGCACAAUACACACAUAAUAUGCCAACGUGUACCCUUGGUUGAAACCCUCAAACUAGUGUUUGGUAAUCAGUGUCAAAUUGUCAGGUUACAUGAGUUUAAUAAAUAUAUGUAUUGUA